Lucilia cuprina (Australian sheep blowfly) is the source of this 2763-nucleotide messenger RNA. Its product is annotated as alpha-protein kinase 1-like. The transcript is spliced from 4 exons. The record is from RefSeq and is a predicted model, not a curated record. Lineage: Eukaryota; Metazoa; Arthropoda; Insecta; Diptera; Calliphoridae. The coding region runs from base 906 to 2381 and encodes 491 amino acids.
UCCACAUCAUUAUUAAGUUUGAAGCAGAGACGGAGAAAAAAGAAACUGUAAAAAUAAACAAACAAACAAAUCCGAAUAAAAACUCUGAGUAUGCGUGAGCGCGGCGAAUAUUAAAAUUAACAAUAUUUUACACUUGAUCUUUCGACGACAACAAAUUAACAGACAAGUGAGCGUAUGAGUAAUUGUAUUUGUGCAAAUCCAUGAAUUUCUUUACAUUCAAGCUCACAAUGUUGUGAGUGUAUGAGUGGGUUGUAUGGCAAAAGCAAUUUAAUGAUUGGUUAUUGAGAAGAGGUUGUUGUUAUUGUUUCCUCUGUCAAUUACACACACUGUAAUGAGAUAUUUCUAUAUUUACACGUGUGUAUUAACGUUUGGGUGAGAGUGUAUUAUUAUUAAUUUAUCACAUAUAAAUAUAUCUAUCUAUACGAUACAAUAUUAUUAAUGUAGCCGAAGUAACAGCAAGAAAAACAACAACAAUCAGAAAGAGCAGCAGCAGUACGUUUAAACGAUUAGUUUUGCCAACAACACUCAUUAGCCGAAGACUUUUAUAAGACUGGGUUUAGUAACACUUUUGUAUUAAUAUCAAUUUGGUUGUCAAACAAUAAACACUUCAAUACAAAAAUAAAAUACAAAUUAUAAAAGAAAAGUAGAAAAAGUUAAGAAAAUUAAAAAAAACAAGAAGUGAUAAAUAGUUAAAACUAAUAAUUAAAAGAAAUAAUUAAAUGUAAAAAAGUCAAGUUUUCAAAUACAAACUAAGAAUUAAGCAAAAGUUAAAAAGUAUUCGACAAAAAUUGUUAAACAGUAUUAUUUAUAAUAAUAUAAACAAAAACAAAAAAGUAUUACUUAAAAGUAUUAUAUACAAAUAAACUAUAAACGUACUUAAAUCCAAAUCACACAAACACAAAAAAAUGGAAUAUAUUUAUCCUGAAAUUGCAUUAAAACAGCCAAAGGCUGAUCCACGUACAGUGUUGUUAAAUAAAAGAAAUUUUAUAGAAUCCUCAUCAGAUCAUAUACAGGAGUUCCAUAGAAAUUCACUAAAUAAUAAUACAACAACAGAAAAUUGUGAUAAUUCAAAAAAUAUAUUUAAAAAUACCACAGCCACAACAACAAAUGCUCAAAUAUGUUCUACAGCAACAGCAUUGUUAGUGUCAAAAACGUACUUAAAAUCAGUAUCUUCAAUAUCCUCAACAUUAUUAUCAUCUUCAUCAUCUGCAUUAUCGUCGUCGUUGUCUUCGCUAUUAUCCUCAACGGAGUCUUCGUCGUCGUGCUCGUCUUCAUCAUCAUUAUUAUCUACUAUUUUAGUUAAAUUUUCAAAAUCCUGCCAUUUUAAUGCUAGUUUUAAUAAUAAUAAUACUUAUUAUUUAUACAAAACACAAAAGACAACAAAAUUAAUCUUUUUCCUAUUACUUCUUUGGUGUGCCAUAUUAAUACAAACAACCCAAGCAUUGCCUGCGCGUCGUGUUGCAACGUCCGGACGAAAACUUAUAUUACACACAAAUGUCUACAGAGAACGUUAUCAUCAGAAGCUAUUAGAAGAACAAAGACAACACAAUCUGCAACAGCAAAAACUACAAUUACAACUACUAGAACAGCAGCAACAGAGACAAAGACAACAGCAAACACUACCACUACAUCCCCUUACAAUACAUCAUCACCAUCAUCAACAACAACAACAGCAGUUGCAGCAACAACAGCCUCAACAAGUACAAAAAAAUCAUAUAUUUUCACCGGGUCAAACAUUAAGAAGACAUCCUCAACCACAGCCCCAUCAUCGUCAUCAUUUACAUCAACGUGCUGCACCGCCAUCACAUCACAAAAUGAGUGUUUGCAAGGACGACGUUAUCUAUGAACAAUUACAUAGGCAAAUGAAUGCCUCCGUAUCGUACAUAAAAAAUCUAUGUGCCAGCUAUUUGAAAGAACGUGGCAAUGAGACUUUUGAGGGUAUGUCGGAAACAUGGAAACUAAUUAGUUUGGAAACCAGAAAUCCAAAUCGUAAAGCAGUUCCAGUUGAAAAUAUGCUUCACAAAGAAAUUGUUGAAUUUUAUCUCAAUCUUCACAAUUUUGAUCAACUUAUCGACUAUGCAUCGCAGGAUACAAACAAAAAUAAAACUAAAAUUGAACAUGGUGAAGAAAUUAACAUUGACAAUAUAACCAAAUUCUUUGAGACCGUUAAAAACGAAAUCAAAUUCAAUAUGUUGGAAACCAAUACCGUACUGGAUAUUUUACAAAUUGAAAAACCAGAUUUAGCUGAUAAUAAGGUGGAAUUCAAUUCAAAUAUUGGACGCAGAAUACGUGAUUUUCUAAUAAUUAAAAAUUUAAUUGAAGAAUUUGAACGUAUUCUGCAAUUGGUGCAAAAUUAUUGUGAAAAUAACCGUUCGGAAUAAUUUUGAAAUGCGGAGAAAAGUCAAUACAAAUUAGUAAGGAAGACAAGUAAAUACCGAAGGCAGAUUAAACUAAUGUUGGACAAAAUAAUGGACACAAGUUUGAAUUGGCCUAAAACUUAAACAACUUAUUAGAUAAAUCUCAUUAACUUAUAAGAAUGUUUGAUGUUAAAAAUUAAUCAUUAAACAGACAUACACACAUUUGAAAAAGAAAAAAACUCAUAGAUUCAUAAAUGUUCAUAAAUACUCAUCUUUAAACUUAUUACAAAUAUUAUUGACAUGAAUUUAUUUAAAUAAAUAUAUUUAUUAAUUUAUUUACACAUAGACAAAUUCAUUAUUCAUCUGUAGCAAAAAGAAAAAAAUGAAAAUAAAUUUAUAAGAAUAA